Messenger RNA from Cuculus canorus (common cuckoo), 3186 nucleotides. RefSeq names its product radial spoke head 10 homolog B. The record is from RefSeq and is a predicted model, not a curated record. Bases 216 to 2804 code for a protein of 862 amino acids. Lineage: Eukaryota; Metazoa; Chordata; Aves; Cuculiformes; Cuculidae. The transcript is spliced from 20 exons.
AGGACCCAUCAGCAUCUGUGCUUGGACCGUGCUGGGUGGCCCCGUGUGGGGUGCGGUUGCCGUGGGGACGGGCGCGGCGGCAGGAGGACGCGGCACUGCUGGAACGGCCGAGCGGCAACCAUCGGGCUGUGAGGCAGUCAGGGACCGUGGUAACAACUGUUCGGCGGCCCCAAACCUUCAUGAAGGAAAAUACGUGUUGAGACAAUUCAGUAGUUAUGGUAAAGGAUCAGAAGAAAGUUAAUAAGAAGGCAGAAAAAUCUUUACAGCUUCCUGUUCCUGCACAAGAUACUACACCCAAGAGUAGUUCAACAGAGCUGACAGAUUUGCAGAUUGUAGUGAAUGGAGUAGGAGAAACACAGGCAAAUCCAGUGAUAACAGAUAAAGAACCAGAAGAGGUAGAGGAACCUCCAGACCAAGAUGUUCCUGAAUACCACCAGGGGCGUAUUUUUACUCUUAUUGUAAGAAGCUAUGAAGGUGAAAAAGUCCAUGGAUUGUAUGAGGGUGAAGGGUCUGCAUAUUUUGAGGGGGGAAAUACAUAUAAGGGCAUGUUUUCUGAAGGGCUCAUGCAUGGACAGGGGACUUACACAUGGGCUGAUGGAGUGAAGUAUGAGGGGACAUUUGUUGAAAAUAUACCGAUGUUUUAUGGCCGUUACACAUGGAAUGAUGGCAGCACUUAUGAAGGAUCAAUCAAGGACGGUAUUAGGCAUGGAUUUGGAUUUUUCAGGAGUGGUACUCAUCCUGUUUCUUACAUUGGCUAUUGGUGUAAAGGCAAAAGACAUGGAAAGGGUACUGUUUAUUAUAAUCAGGAAUGUACCUCUUGGUAUUCAGGCGACUGGGUGAAUAAUGUCAGAGAAGGAUGGGGAAUAAGAUGCUAUGAGUCUGGAAACAUCUAUGAAGGUCAAUGGAAGAAAAAUGUACGUCAUGGAAAAGGAAAAAUGAGGUGGUUGACAUCUAAUCAAGAGUAUAUGGGACAGUGGGUGCAGGGCAUACAGCAUGGACAUGGCACCUACAAAUGGUUUUUUAAGAGAAUGCAUGGAUCUCACUAUCCUUUAAGGAAUACAUAUGUAGGUGAAUUUGUAAAUGGGGAUCGACAUGGCUGUGGGAAGUUCAUAUAUGCCAGCGGAGCAGUGUACGAUGGUGAAUGGGUUUGUAAUAAGAAGCAUGGCAAGGGCAAGUUUGUCUUCCAGAAUGGUCAUGUUUAUGAAGGAGAGUUCAUAGAUGAUCAUAUGGUAGAAUAUCCUGCUUUUCAAGUGGAUGCAAUGAAUGCAGAAAAGCUGAAUGCCAUCUGCUCAGGAAUUCAUUUUGGCCCUGAAAACAUUGCAAUCUUUUAUGGCUCAGAAAAAACUUCUGUUCUGGGAUCAGAUAUUGAGUUGGAUUUAUCUUCACUGGUAGACUUGUUGCCAAGGGAAGAGAGACAUGAAGAAGUGAAACAAGUAGAGUUUGCUGUGUUGAGGCAUAUUACGAAACUGAGAAGAGUUUACACCUUCUACAGCAGCUUAGGCUGUAAUUAUUCUCCUGACAACAUCUUCCUCCUGACAAAGUUCCAGUUUUGGAGAUUUCUGAAGGACUGCCAGUUUCAUCACUCCAACAUAACUCUUGCUGAAAUGGAUCGGCUGUUGAGUGGUGAUAAAGCACCACUUGAGGAGAUACAUUGUCCACAUAAGACUUCAUUGUUCCGAACUUUUUUAUCCUACCUCGUUCAUCUAGCAUUUCAUAUGUAUCAUGAAGGGCACAAAGAGAAAGGUCCUUAUCUGCAGAAGUGUUUCUCAGAAAUGAUGUCCAGGAAUGUUAUUCCUAAAGCCUGUCGUGUCCAAGGUAUCUUGUUUUCUGAAGAACAAUGUACGGAUUUUACGAUGAGCUGCAUCGACAAAUGCUGGGAAAUAUAUAGAGCUUUUCGUAGACCGAGUAGCAGACCUCCAUUUGAACCCACAAUGACCAGGAGGCGCUUCCUUUGGAUGUUGGAUGACUUAAAACUUCUCGGCAAGCAAUUAACUGCUUCAAGAAUUGUGGAAAUACUUGUCAAAGAUGGUCCCUCACUACACGACAGCAGUAACACCAACCUGGAGCAGGAGUUGGUUUUUCUUGAAUUUGUUGAAGCUCUUCUUGACUGUGCAUUGGCGUGUGUUACCCAUGAUAUGAUUAAGGAGAAAGUAGAUUGUGAGAAUCGGAAAAGAGGUAGCGUCAGAAUCGAGGGUCUCUCUGAGGGAACCACCAAUGUGUCUCUGUACCAAGAAAAUUCUCUCUCACAGACACUGAGACCUUGUGAAGAUGAAGGACGGCCCCUUCAAGAAUUUCUAUCUCAUUCCAUCCUGUCAUUUCAUCCAACUCAUGGGGACACCGAAGAUGUUCCAUCGUUCAACUUGGAUGCAGAAAAAGAACAAGACUUUUGUCCAGCAAAGGAGUUGACAGAUGAGCCCGAAGCAGCCAAAACUGAACAAGAUGAGGAAUUUAGUCUGCAGACGCGUCAGGUGCAAGUCUUUUUCACAACUAAGCUCUUUCCUGCCUACCAGCAUGAAAAAGUGCUGAGGGAAAAAAUAAAAGAAAAUCGAAUCCGGGACGCUGAAUUAGCUGAGCUGAGAAGGAUUGAGGAUGAGGAAUUGGCAAAACUUAUUGCUGGAAAAGAAGCAGAAGAGGCAAAAAGACGAGAAGCAGAAAAACUACUUGAUGCCAAGAGUGCCAGUGUGAAGGAGUUACAGAAGCCUGUCCCCUCGAAGGAAGAGGCACGCAGUGUAGCACCCUCGGCUGUUUCCAAGGUGCCUGGUGGCAAAGGUGGCAAAAGUGGCAAAAAGAAAAAGAAGAAAUAAAUCUUCUGCUGAGAACUACUGAAGCUUCAAGUAAGUAUGUGUGCUUUGAAUAAGAAAGAAACCAGUAACGAAAGACCCACAGUUGCAGUAAGCUCUAAAAUACAAAUACGAUAAAACCAUAUGCACAAGACUUGGUGGUUUCAGAGGGAAACUGUGCCUACACCAAGGGUCUUGGGAAAGUGAAUAGUCAUUUACUUGAGUGUAACCCUUUAAAUAAAGGUACAACGGAAGUCAGUAUUUGACUUGAACCUAAAUUCCCCUCAAUGUCGAUACAAAAACUGGUAUCUUGUAAUGACCAUAUGUCCCAAUGAAAUGGUUUCUGCUUAAAAUGUGCUUUGACUGAUAUACUGCAUAAAACCAAGUACAUAAGAAUUUGACAAGG